UCAUUCUCUUAUUUGCUCUUAUUCUCAUAUCAAUUAUAUAGUAAAUCACAAAUCAGCUUUGUUUUGAUUAACAAAUAAAAUAAAUUUUAUUAUUAUUUUUCAACACAAAAGUGUUUUACAUAAGUACACUCAACAAAUUAAAAUAUGUCGACUAAGUCAUCCGUAGAUUUAAGAGGCGAAUUAGCUGAGCUUGUUAAGCGAAAAGCUGAAAUAGCUGACACCCUGGCGAAUUUAGAAAGACAAAUAUAUGCUUUUGAAGGUAGUUAUCUUGAAGAUACACAAUUAUAUGGUAACAUUAUACGAGGAUGGGACAGAUACUUAGCUAGCAAUAAAAAUACAAAUAGUAAAGCUGAUAAAAGAAAUAGAAAAUUUAAAGAAGCUGAAAGAUUAUUUUCUAAAUCAUCAAUAACGUCCAUGGCUGCUGUAAGUGGUUUGGUAGAAAAUACCCAAGAAAAAAUUGAACGAUACAGUGAGUCAGAAUCACAGCUUGGAAACAGCGGUAGUGAAGACAACUGCAACUAUAACAAUUCUAGUGUGGUAACAUCGGGUAAUAGCAAAGACUCAAGUGGAAAGAAUCACACGUCCAUACAAUCUGGAUAUUUACAAAACAACGGUACAUUGAGUAACAACGAUGCCAAUGUUACAUUUACAAAUGGUCCAUUGUCAAAUGGUAGUCUAGAACAUAUUUCCACACCCGCUAAAGAUGGACAUACCAAUAGCAAAGAAGCUAGUAAAAAUAGAUCAUCCAACAGCGCUAAGAAAAAUAAUAAUAAAAGAUCUCGAAAUAGAUAAUUUAUUAAAUAUCAU
Messenger RNA from Cotesia glomerata, 807 nucleotides. It is a transcript of the gene Eaf6, whose product is annotated as chromatin modification-related protein MEAF6. Gene Ontology annotation, cellular component: NuA4 histone acetyltransferase complex. Lineage: Eukaryota; Metazoa; Arthropoda; Insecta; Hymenoptera; Braconidae. The coding region runs from base 145 to 792 and encodes 215 amino acids. The transcript is spliced from 4 exons. The record is from RefSeq and is a predicted model, not a curated record.